Messenger RNA from Talaromyces marneffei, 1092 nucleotides. RefSeq lists its product as uncharacterized. Bases 1 to 1092 code for a protein of 363 amino acids. Gene Ontology annotation, molecular function: transcription cis-regulatory region binding; DNA-binding transcription factor activity. The record is from RefSeq and is a predicted model, not a curated record. Lineage: Eukaryota; Fungi; Ascomycota; Eurotiomycetes; Eurotiales; Trichocomaceae. Gene Ontology annotation, cellular component: nucleus. Gene Ontology annotation, biological process: positive regulation of transcription by RNA polymerase II. The transcript has a single exon.
AUGGAUAAUUACGUCGUGUGCCCGAGCUUUCAAGCUGAGCAGCAGCAUUCGCUCGCGGCACAGUUGCCAACUGCUUUGCCACUGCUCAAGGAUGCUUAUCUUGCAUGUGCUAUUACGAUAAAACAGCUUCAAUCUGACAACGUUGCGGACACAGAUGCCAACAGCAGUAUACGAUAUAUCACGAAAGCUAUGAGUGCCUUACACUCUCUGUCUACCUCGUGUUCAGAAAACGCAAUUUUAUGCCAAACUCUAGGAAGUAUGCUGGCUUUCUCGAUCUAUUCGGUUAUCGGUGUAGGAGUCCCAGAAAUUUGCAAAUACUGCCUCGACACAGCAAAUCCAUCCGUGGAAACAGGGACAACAAUAUCUAGAACAAACAAAGGUUCGUGGGAGAGCUUUCUGGUGCUUCUGGAGACCAUGGACUGCCUGGUCCACCGGCAAAAGCCGACAGUAAGGAUUCAGACACCAGCCUCUGGUGUUGUUGAUCGCCACCUGGGUCUCUGCUUACCUCUCAUGCCUUAUUAUUAUGAUUUGUGUGUGAUCAACAAUUCUCUUGCCCAUUCAACUGACCUGGCCGCUUCAGCUCUUCUUCAAAAGCAGCUAAAUGAUAUUCAAUCCGUUGUUGAAUCAUGGCAGCCGUCGAACAUGGAUCAACUUGUUGGGCAGUUUGAUUCGACGGAAAUUGCGCACCUUCUUGCACAAGCCAAGGUAUAUCGUCUGGGAGCGCUCCUGGUGGGCCACCGGUUGCGAUAUCGAUUAGGUGAGGAGGAUUCACAGGCCGCAAUAUGGUCCAAGGAAAUCAUCAUGGAGCUUGAAAUGGCAUACCAAGUCACGAAGCGAUGUGUUCGUUUCGUGACAUUACCUUUCAUCGUCGCGGCAGUUGAAGUUCGAGAUAAGACUUCACGCUCAAAAACGCUCAAGCUUGUGGACGAUUGCGUCGAUCAAUACGCCCCGACCUUGAAAAAGGCAACCAAGAAAUUCUUGUGCAAUGUCUGGCGCGAGCGGGAUUCGAAUUUUACGGGUUAUUGGUUCGAUUUAGUAUAUAAACCAUGUCCAGUGCUAGAUUCCUUCGGCAAGGUUCACUUUGGUAGCUAA